This is a messenger RNA of Astyanax mexicanus (Mexican tetra), 2039 nucleotides long. It is a transcript of the gene cd5, whose product is annotated as T-cell surface glycoprotein CD5. The transcript has 7 exons. Lineage: Eukaryota; Metazoa; Chordata; Actinopteri; Characiformes; Acestrorhamphidae. The record is from RefSeq and is a predicted model, not a curated record. The coding region runs from base 69 to 821 and encodes 250 amino acids. Gene Ontology annotation, biological process: T cell costimulation. Gene Ontology annotation, cellular component: plasma membrane.
ACCUCUGCCUGUUUCCUUUCAUUUCAUUUGUGUCAUUUGUGUGUGUCGCAGGCUGUGAAAGCUCCUCCAUGUGUUUUUCAGAGAAGUUACUGAUGGAACGCAUUCUGCUGUUGGCAAUCCUGCCCGGUCUUCUACUAGCUGACCCUGCUAACUUUACAGCUCCAAACACCACUUUAACUGUUCCUAAGACACCUCACACAGCAAGCUCAGCACAUGAGAACAUAAGAAUCACGACACCCACCACUACAAAGCUCCCACCUGAACUGUUCAGGCUGAAGGUGUACUGGGACAAAAAAAAUGUGUGCCAGGGCAAAAUAGUCCAUGUUACUGGUAAAAGAAAGACUAAGGGUCUUUGUGCCAACCCUGUGUUACGGAAACUCAGCAUGGAGCUGUGUGAGGAGAGAAGAUGUGGAAAGUUCCUGGAGUUUUCUUACGAUUUGACUGCUGAUCAUAACGGUCCCAUGAUCAACGAUAACCUAAUACUUGGGAGCUCUCAAGGGUGCGAGAUUGUAUCCAAUAUAAUCUGUGAAGGCAACAAUGAACUGCUGACCUAUAAGGUAAUAACAGGCCUGCUGCUGGUGCUGAUUCUGGCUGUCCUCCUCUUUCGAUUUGCACGACCGGCGUACAACGCUUUCCGCAAGAGAUUUUCCAAGAAGCAUCAGAAUCGAUGGAUCGGCCCGACGCAGAGUCAGAGUGUGUCCUAUCACAGAGGCCAGGGUCUUCAUCUAAAGGCCGAUACAGGCAAAAGACAAUCUUAUCCUGGUUUGGAGAUACCUUCAUCAAACAGGAACAGUGAAUACGACUCGUACAGCUACACUUAAUCACCCCUCGGCUUGCGGGAUCACAGCGCGGGAGCAGCAGCGGGCUUUGAUUUGUGUAAACGAUCACAUGAAGGUUUUUUUUCCUUUCCACACAUAUGACCUAUAGCUCUGUGCUGUUGUGCUCAGUGGAAUCGAGGCAAGAAAAAAAAAAUUACGUCAACGCAAAACAAUUGAAACGAUCUAAAAUAUUACAAUUGUGCAAACUGACAAAUAACAAGUUUUGGGAGUUAGUGAGGGUGUUACCCCACACUUAUCUGUUCAUCUGUUCCAUCACAAAUCUGCAAAUCUCUGUAGUAAACAAGUGUCAGAAAGCAAGGUAAACAAUGUUGCUUAUUUAUUUAUUUGCUUGAUUGCUUAAUAAGAGAUUUAUACCAGCAAGUGCUUUACCAAACAGGAUUUCUUGUAAAUGUGCUGUAUAUUAUAAUAUUUAGGUCUCUGAGUGAAGACGUUGCAGUAAAGUCACCAGCAAAACUGUAAUGGAAAUAUAAAAUUACAUAGUAUUAUCUGUAAAAAUGAAUAGAACAAACAGCUUUUGUUAUAUAAUAAGAAACUGAGAAAAAUGUAUUAAAGGAGUGAGAUAAUGUGAUAAUUAGCGUCCAUUCAAUCAGUGACAUGUUACUAUGCUAUUUAUGCUGUUACUAUAUUGUUACUGUCCUGCAAAAACCUUGAAUUCUAAAUGUUGCCACUUUUUACUUUUUGGCAAUGUAAAUCUGGAAGUUGUUCUUUACAUUGUAUCAAAAGUUAAUCUUUUUAUAUCAACUCCUAUUGAAACUGAAGACUUUUCCUUCCUAUUCUAAAGGGCUAUCUUGGAAAUACAUGGUUUUUGUGUGACAGCGACACCAUGCUUGUUGUUUUUUUUAUUUUUUAUUACUAGUAUCCUGCCUACAAUUUAAUCUUAAAGAUGAGCCUGUUUAAUAGGAGAGACCAGAGAUGCUCCUAGUGGACAGUUGUACCUUAGGUGCAGAAAGCUUGUUGUUUUGUAAAGUUUCAGAAACUGUUUUGUAUAUGAAGUGUGUCUACACUGGCUUUUUACUGGCAUGUUCUGCAGUCUAUUAAGCUUAUUGUGUGUUAAUAAUAACAAUAAUAAGAGAAUGCUCUUUUUUACUCAUGAUUUCUGUUUCUGAUCUUUGGAAUUCCUAUGCAACAGUAGGUUUAGACGAGGUUUUACUGCUACUUUUCUUUAAAGCAAAUCUUUAAUAAUAAAACUUGUUGCAGAAA